Messenger RNA from Aspergillus calidoustus, 1977 nucleotides. The record is from the annotation of a GenBank genome assembly. NCBI's taxonomy places the organism in Eukaryota, Fungi, Ascomycota, Eurotiomycetes, Eurotiales, Aspergillaceae.
AUGGAACCUGACUCUGAGGAUGAGGCUCUCAGAGCAGCCAUUGCUGCUUCGCUAGAAGAUGUCCAACCUCCGGUCCGAAAUCAAGCCAGCAACAAUGCGAAAUCUGUCGUGGAUUUAACAGGAGACUCGGAUGCUGACGAUGUGAUGCCCACCUUCCCCAAAUCCAAGUCCGUCAUCGGCUCUGAAACCAGUCGCGAAGUCAGUGCGCUUGACGACGCGGAAGACGAGGACGAGGACUUGGAGAGGGCGAUCGCACUGUCUCUACAGGCGGCUGGUUGCCAAGAUGACCCCCUGGUUGAGACAGCUACUGUCCCCCCCGUCAAGGAACAGACCCGGGUAAAGGAUGAAGUUUUGCCAAAGAAUAACGCGGAAUCGUUCCUGGGUCUGGAUCGGAAGAAGAUGGAAGAGGAGCGUCUUGCGCGCCUCGCGAAGAGAAAGGCCGAGGAUGGUCCCAGUCCUGAUCAGCGUAAUGUGAAGCAUCCGCGAAUUGAGGCUCCGGUACAGCAUACACAAGCUUCAGGACCAUCAUCUGCGCCGGCGAUUCAGUUUCCAGAGGGUACUGUCAAGAAGACGUUUGCUUUUGGCUAUCGCAGGACGCCUGAAGAUAUCAAGAUUGAAGAAGUCCUCCAAAAGUCGAAUCUCGAGUUAGCUGUCUUGAGCUCGUUCAUGUGGGACAUGGAAUGGCUUUUCUCCAAGGUUGAUCUGCGGAAUACACGGUUCAUAAUGGUCAUGCAGGCAAAGGAUGAUGCCACUAAACGGCAAUAUGAGUCCGAAACAGCAUCGAUGAAAAACUUACGUUUAUGCUUCCCACCAAUGGACGGUCAAGUCAACUGCAUGCACUCCAAACUUAUGCUUCUUUUCCAUCCAGGGUACCUCCGGAUCGCGGUUCCAACCGCGAAUCUCGUGCCCUUUGACUGGGGAGAGACAGGCGGCAUCAUGGAGAAUAGCGUAUUUCUCAUUGAUCUUCCCAGGAGGGACUCGACAGUACCAACGAACGACUCAAAAACAAACUUCUAUAUUGAUCUUAUGUAUUUUCUCAAGGCCAGUACGUUGCAUGACAACAUUAUUGCGAAGCUGAAGGACUUUGAUUUCAGCAAGACCGCACAGUUUGCAUUUGUUCAUACCAUCGGUGGCUCUCACUUGGGAUCUUCAUGGAAACAGACAGGGUACUGUGGGCUAGGUCGCUCGUUGGAAGCUCUAGGCCUGAAAACAAACACACCGAUCAGCCUUGACUACGUGACAUCCUCCCUCGGCUCCAUAGUCCCCGAUUUCAUGAGAUGCAUCUAUCUCGCCGCACAAGGAGACUCUGGUCUAACCGAACUAACCCUACGAACCUCCAAAUCUCUUCCCGCAAAAGAUCCCACCGAUCCGCGCCGCCUUAUCACCGCAACCACAGCCGACGAAUGGAAAGACAGAAUGCGCAUAUAUUUUCCAUCACAGGAGACGGUGCUGCGUUCGAAAGGCGGACCCAACUCUGCAGGCACAAUCUGUUUCCAGUCAAAGUGGUUUGAAAAUGGGAAAUUCCCUGUUCAAGCGCUAAGGGAUUGCCGGAGUGUGAGGGAUGGGAUGGUAAUGCAUAAUAAAAUCGCCUACGUCCAACCAGAUAAGCCGAUCCCUCUUUCAGAGACAACAGAGUGCCCAGGGUGGGUGUACGUCGGAAGCGCAAAUUUCUCUGAGAGUGCAUGGGGCCGCCUUAUCCAAGACCGCAGCACAAAACAGCCGAAGCUCAACUGCCGAAACUGGGAAUGUGGCGUCAUCGUACCGGUCAUCAAACAAGAGCCAACAAUAACAAACGCGGAACGAAUCACGAACACCUCCGCGGAGGGAUCCUCGAGCAAACAAGUUAAAGGAAGCGGAGUGGAAGAAAACACGCGCCUCCUGGAUAUCUUCGCAGGGACUGUGCCCGUCCCGAUGCGAGUUCCGGGCCCGCGAUUUGAUAGAACCAGGAAGCCGUGGUAUUUCAUGGAGAUGGACUGA